Arachis duranensis is the source of this 951-nucleotide messenger RNA. RefSeq lists its product as uncharacterized. Lineage: Eukaryota; Viridiplantae; Streptophyta; Magnoliopsida; Fabales; Fabaceae. The transcript has a single exon. The record is from RefSeq and is a predicted model, not a curated record. Bases 1 to 951 code for a protein of 316 amino acids.
AUGGCUAGUGAGGAGAGUUUUGUGGUUUUGGUGCACCACAGAGGAUCUGUUAAUAGAAAAACUCGUUCCGGAGUAAAGUUCACAGAUAAGAAUCCGCUAUGUAUUGUCAUAACAUCUACGACGAGUUAUGAUGACCUUGUUAGCGCUGUACUAAUGAAGCUCGGUCUGGAGGGUGCGAAGUGGGUAAAGAAGUUUUUCUAUCGCAUUCCAGUCACGGUGCUACAGAAUACGGUGAAGUAUGAUUGCUUCACGAUUAAUAAUGAUGUGGACUUGCAAGUAAUGUUUCUUUGUCGGCGGCAGUUUCCGGAGGUGAGGACACCGGAGUUGUUGGCACGGCUGGUUGAUGUUGUAUCCAGCUCCGGCGGUUCGAACAGGAAUACGAACACUAUAGCGAAUCCAGCAGGUUCUAGUUCCCGGCCUGCCGUUGCUUCCUCGUCCGUCCCUGUGUACGAACCAGUGGUCCAACAUGUCGCCUCCCCAUCUUUCGCUGUUGACCUCAAUGGCACCGAAGGCGACGAGGUAGUGGAAAGGGAAAAUUUGCCUAACGCUUUAGUGGGAGUUGCACCUGUUGGCGUAGGAGACGGUUUUUUGGACGAUGAAGAGGAGGAUGACGUCGAGCCGGAUAUGAUUGACGAUGAUAGCGCUGAUGAUAUUGGAGCGACUGGGCCUGCAUUGGAGGUAGGUGGUUCUAGCUCUGGCACACAGCAGUAUCCACCACAUUUUUCCUCGUUGGACUUGGACGCCAUGAGACAUGAGGGGGUUUUAGGGCACGCUGUUGGAUUCGGAGCUAGAGAUGCGGAAGGGACUACUGGUCUGACAGAGUUCCAGGUUGGUCAGCAAUUCCAGGAUAAAGAUGAGGCCCUUUUAAGUGUGAAGACUUACAGCAUCCGGCGAGGGGUACAGUACAAGGUGGUGGAGUCCAAUCACCGCCGGUAUGUGGUCUCACACUAA